Molecule: messenger RNA, 79 nt
Organism: Auanema sp. JU1783
Lineage: Eukaryota; Metazoa; Nematoda; Chromadorea; Rhabditida; Rhabditidae
Source: the annotation of a GenBank genome assembly
AUGGUCACUGUCCUUGUACAUAAGGUAGAUCAGACUGCUUCUGAGAUUGUACAACAUGGAACAAUGGAACGGAGGAGGA